CCGGCAGCCAUGGCGGUGGAAGGAGGAAUGAGAUGUGUCAAGUUCUUGCUCUACGUCCUUCUGCUGGCCUUUUGCGCCUGUGCAGUGGGACUAAUCGUCGUGGGCGUAGGGGCCCAGGUGGUCCUGAGUCAGACCAUAACCCAUCCAGCUUCCCCCGUCUCCCUGUUGCCUGUGGUCAUCAUUGCAGUGGGUGUCUUUCUCUUCCUCGUGGCCUUGGUGGGCUGCUGUGGGGCCUGCAAGGAGAACUACUGUCUUAUGAUCACAUUUGCCAUCUUCCUGUCUCUUAUCAUGCUGGUGGAAGUGGCAGCAGCCAUUGCUGGUUAUGUGUUUAGAGACAAGGUGAAAAGAGAGUUUAAUAAGGACUUCCAGGAGCAGAUGCUGAAUUACUUGAAAGAUAACCAUACAGCUGAACUCCUGGACCGAAUGCAGAACCAGUCUCACUGCUGCGGGGCUACUAACUACACAGACUGGGAGAACAUCACAGGCAUGGGCAAGGACCGAGUCCCUGACUCCUGCUGCAUCAACUUUGCCGUGGGCUGUGGGAUUAAAUUCAAUGUGAAGAACAUCAAUAGGGAGGGCUGUGUGGAGAAGAUUGGCGACUGGCUGAGGAAAAACGUGCUGGUGAUAGCUGCAGCAGCCCUGGGCAUUGCUUUUGUAGAGGUCCUGGGGAUCGUGUUUGCCUGCUGCCUCGUGAAGAGUAUCCGAAGUGGCUAUGAGGUGAUGUAGGGGGUCUGGCCUCUUCAGCCCCCUCAUCUAGGGGAGUGGAGUAGAAUCCUCCAGCUUUUUCAAUUAAACGGAUUAUUUUUUCAGACCCAAAA
Tupaia belangeri chinensis (Chinese tree shrew) is the source of this 818-nucleotide messenger RNA. RefSeq names its product CD63 molecule (gene CD63). Gene Ontology annotation, cellular component: plasma membrane. Gene Ontology annotation, biological process: regulation of vascular endothelial growth factor signaling pathway. Lineage: Eukaryota; Metazoa; Chordata; Mammalia; Scandentia; Tupaiidae. The record is from RefSeq and is a predicted model, not a curated record. The transcript has 7 exons. Bases 10 to 726 code for a protein of 238 amino acids.